Molecule: messenger RNA, 1669 nt
Organism: Tripterygium wilfordii
Lineage: Eukaryota; Viridiplantae; Streptophyta; Magnoliopsida; Celastrales; Celastraceae
Product: BAG family molecular chaperone regulator 8, chloroplastic-like
Exons: 3
Coding region: 106-1440 (444 amino acids)
Biological process (GO): protein folding
Cellular component (GO): plasmodesma
Molecular function (GO): protein-folding chaperone binding
Source: RefSeq, a predicted model, not a curated record
AUCACCAAUAUUCUUCUCUUUCCAACUUCAGUCACAUUUCCUUUCAAAACCCUCACCAGACCAGAGCGGCAGAGCCCACGCUUCCUCCACGCACAGACUUCAAAAAUGGCAUCUCAUAACCACCACCACUGCUGCCCAAACCCACCUCCCACCACCACUUGUUGCUGCAGUUCUAGCCACUGUUAUGUCCAACAACACCAAUUUGCACCACCACAAGCGCCCGCAGAUCCACUCCUCCAAACUAUAGCCACCCUUCUCCAGCAACAUCAGCAGCAACAAUCACUACCCACAUACCAGACAAAACCCCAUAACCUUCAGAAUCCACAGCUCCAAAAGCAACACUUUCAGCAGCAAAAUACUUACUUGAAACAACAAGAGCUGCACAGUCAAACCCAGUCUAUUCUCUCUUCACUUCUCGAUCGAAUCAAUGUCCUUGAAUCCUCGCUCCACCAGUUUUGCAUAUCUGGGUUUCAUCAUGCUCCUUCAAGUCCUGUAAGAUAUGCAGCUGCUCGGGUUAUUCAAGUCCACUUCCGUGCCUUUCUCGUUCGCAGAUCAAGAACCCUUAGGCAGCUCAAGGAGCUUGCUUUCAUCAAAUCGAGUGUCAACUCUCUCAAAUCCUCUGUCUCUAAUGAAGCCCAUUUCAAUGUGGAGGUUGUUUAUCGUAAAGCCAUGGAUUUGCUUCUUAAACUUGAUUCCAUUCAGGGUGGGGAUCCAAUGAUCAGAGAUGGGAAGAGGUCAGUUAGCAGAGAAUUGGUUAGGUUUUUAGAGUUUGUUGAUGGGUUUGCUGUGAAAAGGCAUGCAGUUUCAUUCCAGUCUAGAAAAGGAGUGAAAUUGGUGCAUAAAGUAACCAAAUCUAGCAAUUUGAGGAAGCCUAAUAGUGAUAGCGGUCAGUCUGAUAAGAAGGAAAUCAUAGACAAUUUGAGAGAAAGAAUUGAAAAGAUCAGUAAUGUUACUAGGGUUUGUGAGAAUGAUCUGGAAGAGGUGGAGUUUGACGGGUUUCAACAAGUCGUUGAUGAAGAUGAUCAUGAUCAUGAUUAUGAAAACUCUAGGCCUACCAUUAAUGGGAAGUCUGGGAUUCCCAAAACUCGAGAUGGGAUUUUGAUCCUGAGGAAUGGGAAUCAACCUAGAGUGAGAAAAAGUGUGAGCUUUCCUGAAAAUGGGAGUUUGUCAAGGGUUUUUGGCAAUGCUUGUGAACCAGUUUCAGGUGGGGAAGGUAUUUCCGCAGAUGGGAGUGUUUCUACCGAUGAAGAAGAGGCUGUGGACAACAAAGCACACAUGGAGAAUGGGGGAUCUCCUCAUAGCAAUGGUGGAGUGAACUUCACAUUUUCUGCUCCAGCGCCUGUAAGAAUGGACAGUAGAGUUGACUUAUUGAACAAGAGGAAGGCUGGAAAAGAAGGAUUGCUAUCUCUACCAGGAUCAUACUCCAUAAUUGAGAAAUGACAGGUCCUUCAGAGUUUCCUAAUGGUGGCAUGUUGGCUAAUUUGGUUGGAAGGAACAAACGAACUUUCAAUGAAAAGGAAGCUGAUGUAGACCCUUUUUUUUUUUUUUUAUAGAUAAUCUGCUCUCUACUAGCAGGUUUCUGCUUUCUGUAACUUCAUAGGUACAAUUCACUUGGUGGGCACUAAAUGUUUUUCUUUGGCAGGUUUUGUAGUUUCUCAUUCUUUUUCUU